Dreissena polymorpha is the source of this 3941-nucleotide messenger RNA. Its product is annotated as E3 ubiquitin-protein ligase RNF169-like. The record is from RefSeq and is a predicted model, not a curated record. Gene Ontology annotation, biological process: double-strand break repair. The transcript is spliced from 8 exons. Gene Ontology annotation, cellular component: site of double-strand break; nucleus. Gene Ontology annotation, molecular function: nucleosome binding; ubiquitin-protein transferase activity; metal ion binding. The coding region runs from base 88 to 2499 and encodes 803 amino acids. NCBI's taxonomy places the organism in Eukaryota, Metazoa, Mollusca, Bivalvia, Myida, Dreissenidae.
GCUAUCCGGCUAUCAAUUUCCGCUUCCGCCAAAACGGACAAACAAAAAGACAACAAACGUUUCCCUCCGGAAAAAUAACGAUUUACGAUGAAACUUGAGGAUAAUAUCUGUCCAAUAUGUCUCUAUGUAUUCAUACAACCCGUGACAAUGCCAUGCUGUUACGAAUUGUGCUUGGAAUGCUUUAAGCAAAAUGUCGAAGAAGCCAACUUCUGUUGCCCGAUGUGUCGAACGCGAAUUUCAACAUGGGCUAGAAGAGCGGCCAGAAAUAAGGCUUUAGUGAAUGAAGUUAGAUGGACAGCGAUUAAAAAUGCCUUCACAGACCAGGUGAAAAAUCGCCUUGAAGGUUUAGAAGAGGAAGAUGAGGAAAUGAAUGCCCUGAAUAUCUCUAUCAAGCUGGCAGAACCUGGAGAAAUCAGAUCUGAAUUUGAGGAACAACUAAGAAUGCUCCGUGAGCAGCGAGCGUUGGAGGCGAGACAGGAGGCUGAGGCGAGUGAGAGGCUGAUCAGACAGCUGCAGGAGGAGGAGGCCGGGAAACUGGCAGAGCUGGAGGAGAUACGCAGGAAAGAUGAGGAGCUUGCACUGCAGCUGAGUAGGGCUUCAAGCAAUGACUCAGAAAUUGUUAUCCGGUCUUCCACCAGCCGAAGCCACAGUUCCUCAUCUUCAAGUCUUGGCAACAAAACGCCCAUGAAGAGCCCAUAUGGGGAUAGCCCAUUUCUUUUGAAGACCUUCUCGGCGGGGCUUGCGUCCCCAGGCUCCCAGAUGCUGAAGUCAUUCAGCCCCACCCAUGGGACGGGCAAGGGGUGCUCCACAGAAGGGAGCGCCCUCUUGAGGAAGAUUCGCCACGACGAAAAUCUGAUUACCACACAGGAUAUAGAGAACAUGGAAGAAGCCUUCAAGAAAAACACUCCCAAGCUCGACCGCUCUACGUCUCUUUGUUCAGUACUGAAGAUCCAGACGCCCAGUCAGACAUUGCGAGGGUUACACCGCAGCGAGAUCCUUGACCAGAUGUCCAAGUCUAUCAGCAUCAACAUCGAUGACCUGGAGAGUAACUCCUCCACCCCACCGGUCAACCCCAAGCCUAUAUUCCCAACAAUGUCUCCUACACUGGAGAAGGAGGGAGGUCCCAGUGAGACGGUCCUCAGGGCUCACAGCACGGACAGUAUCACCCAGGAGCUCAACCAUUUCAGACCAAUCAGAAGCUGCCCUCUGACCCCACCGCGCAGGCUGCCCAGCGGACAGGUUGUUGAGCCGCUGGUGAUCAGGACAACUCCACGGAACCUGAGCAAGUCCAUGACUGGUUCUCCCUCCUCCCCUGACGACCAGUCGCUAGCAGAGAUUGACGCUGGGAGCCCCAUCAUGAAGCGCAGGUUGACCGAAUUGGCUGAGGAGCGCAAGGAUAAGGUUGACAAAAUGAGCAAGUCUACGUGUACAGCUUCCACUGAAAUGCGUGAUGAGAACAAAAACCCAGACAUUGGCUAUAAACUGCAUCAAACGAAACCAAGUGCAGGCAACCGAAACGUUGAUUUCAAGGAUAUUUCAAAUUCAGCAGUACUCAGCAAUAAACAUUGCAUCCAGGUAACAAAGGGCGGCAUUAAAGAAAAGUUAAUAAUCCCGCUUGAGGCAGAUUUGGAUGGGGAGGACAUAUUUGGGGAUACAGUUGCAAGCAUCCAUUGUGAAACCAAGCAUGAAGCAACUAUGAAAAGUGGGCGGUUGUCACGAAAACAAACAGCAUCGAAAACCAAACAGAGAUACACAGAGAGUCCUCAACAGUCGUUACUUAAGUGGGCUAAGCCAGUAGAUAUUGUACAGGUGGCUAACAAUGAUACGGAGGUUGAAAGGGACAAUACAAACAAUAAGGCAGUGUGUGCCGAGACAAAACGGGUAAGGAAUGGAAACAUUGUUAAGCGACCGUUAAGAGUCCGAAAGACAGUAAGAGAUCCAGAUUUCCUGUAUGACAGCUUUAAACAGAAGAAAGCUGCAGUGGAUAUUGACGACUGUGAUGAGCCAGAUUCUAUGCAAGUAGGUGACAUUGGGAGUGGGGAUGAUGACAACGAAGAGGUCAUCAAUCUUGACAGUGAUAGCCAAGAGGAACUUGCAGUUGUAAAGAAGGCAAAGCGACGACGACUUAAUGAGUCAAAAUCCGAGGAAAGUGUUGAAAGCCAAACCGUUAAAAGUACUAGGCAGUUUUACAAGAAACCAGUAAAUCAAAAGGGAUGUUUGAAAGAAAGCAGUAGGAAAACUUUGAGUAAGAAGAAAACAUACAAAUGCAAAACGAAAAAAGGUGAGAACAAAUACAGCAAGGCAGAAAAAACUAUGGAAGAUUAUUUUGAAGCGACCAGAACUCAAGAGGAAAAUGACAUGUUGAUGGCAUGUGAGCUGCAAAAGCAAUUUGAACUUGAGGCCAAGUUACAUUUGAACAGUUUUAGGUUUAAAGGAAGUUCUGGGCAGUACGAGUUGAGACAAACUCGUGGAAAAGCAACCGAGUCUUGUGAAACCUAAUGUUCAAAUUUUAAUAUGAUUAACUCCACAUGUGAAUAUUUUUAUAUUGUAGUCUGUAGUGCCAUAAUAUAAAGACUUUUUAGGUUCGGCGAGCAAUAAUUUACAUGAACUGUUUGUUUAUUAUCAGUUUCUUUGUCAAAAUGUAUUUACAUUAUUAGUUGUAUUUAUUAUAUUACAGUGGAUCUUAUCCAACCUGUAAUUAGAAAAUUUCAAAUUCAUUAUAUGAUCUAAAAAUAUGUUUAAUUCAUAUAAAAACAAAAUCAAAAUACUGAAAUUAAACAAUAUUAUAGCAUACACAGCAAAAAAGCAUCAGUUUAAAUAAUGGUAAAUAAUGGUAACUGAUAUUGUAACUUUAUAUAUUUAGCUCACCUGAGCACAAAGUGCUUAUUAAGGUAUACAAUUGUGAUCAUCCAGUCUACUACAAGUGCCCGUCGUCAUCCAGUGUGCUUGGAGCUUCUUUAUAUUUACUUUUAUACAAUUAUCAAAAAGUGUGUGUUUUCCCCAAAUGUCUGCUUGAAAAUCCCAUUUAAAGGUCAUGUUUUUUAACAAACAUCAUUCAGUUCAUCUCCCUUCCCAUCAUUAAUGAAACCAUAUCAAAUUUAAUGUUAAAAAACAAUUUUAUUAACUGUUUUGUAGUAUUUCUAAUGAAUAAAAAUACACAACAAUUUCAAAAUUUUAGUUAAAAUGACAAUUUUUGCCAGUCAACAGCGCCAGGGUCCAUUCUUAAAAUGGUGAGAGAAAAAAAUGUCAGGAUGGAGUUCAAAUCAGCGAAUCUGGGUCAAUUGCAUCCCAAAACUAAGUCACCACUCAUGAUGUCACAUUUAUUACUAAAUCUUUAUGAAACUUGGUCAGAAUGUUUAUCUUGACAAUAUUAUGGCUGGGCCAUGUGCAUUCAAUAACUGCAUCACAAGGAAAAAUCUAUGAACAACAUUGCUAUCACACUUUAGGCUUAAUUUAUGACCCAUUGUUUAUGAACUUUGGUCAUAAUGUUUAUCUUCAUUAGGUUUAUGUCAUUUUUGAAUCCAUAUCAAUAUGGGUAAAAAAAACUUGGUCACCAGUUUAAGUCAACAACAUUUGGUGUUUUUUAACUCAGGUGAGCACAUUAGGACCACCGUGGCCCUCUUGUUACACGUUUUUAGCAAAUGUUAUGUUGAUGUUUAUUUUUAUAUAUAAAUGAUUUAAUUUAUUACACCAUUUGUCAUUGAAAUAUCAUGAAAAUCCUUAUAACGCACCAAAGCUGUUUAGGAUUUCAAUGUUUUGUUGUAAAUGUGGUUUAAGACAUUUUGUCAAACUUACCCCUUAAAUGCAGAUCUCAAUUAUCAUUAAAAUAUUUAAAUUUUGUGAUUUAAAUAAUAUAUGUCCAAUUUUAAGUUAAUUUUUAUACCUUUAGAUUUUACAUUGAUAUCAUUGUGAGCAAUAUUAGUGUCUAUUCCAUUGCAACA